CUUUGCUCCCUUCCGUGUUCAUAUGUCAUAUCUCAUAUAUACCCAAAAAGACUGAUUAAAAAAUAUACAGAAAACGGAAACAUGUCGUUCUCUUCGUACAUUGGGAGCAACACUCGCCGUGGAGGAGGAGCCGGCACCAGCUGGGCCCACUCACUCCUCCCUUUCACCACCGCAUCCACCACCACUGGCAAAUCAAAGCUUCCAUCAAGAAAAUUACGAAGACGUACGGCUCUGGCUAACUUCCUCUUCACCAACUUCUUUGCUAUAGCACUUUCAAUUUCCCUUCUCUUCCUUUUCUUCACAAUUCUUCAUUUUGGUAUCCCAAAACCUCUUUCCUCUCCUUUCAAAUCAAGACCUAGUUUUCGUGUUACUAAGUUUCGGAAGACGAUCCCUCGGAAGCCUCAAAUUGAUAAAAGUACUAACAACGGUGACGUUUUGGGAGCUGUUGUGGAUAUAACGACCAAGGAUUUGUAUGAUAAGAUCGAGUUCUUGGAUAUCGAUGGUGGGCCAUGGAAGCAAGGAUGGAGAGUUAGUUAUUUAGGGGAUGAGUGGGAUAGUGAGAAGUUGAAGGUGUUUGUAGUGCCUCAUUCUCAUAAUGAUCCUGGUUGGAAGCUUACUGUGGAUGAGUAUUAUGAGAGGCAAUCAAGGCACAUACUUGAUACAAUUGUGGAGACACUUUCUAAGGAUGUUCGGCGGAAAUUCAUAUGGGAAGAAAUGUCUUACCUCGAGAAAUGGUGGAGAGAUGCAACAGAUGACAAAAGAGAAUCUUUUACCAAUUUAGUGAAGAAUGGCCAGAUAGAAAUUGUUGGAGGUGGAUGGGUAAUGAACGAUGAGGCCAAUUCACAUUAUUUUGCCAUAAUUGAGCAGAUUACAGAGGGAAAUAUGUGGUUGAAUGAAACUAUUGGUUUUGUUCCUAAGAAUUCUUGGGCAAUAGAUCCAUUUGGCUACUCAGCUACCAUGGCAUAUCUUCUCCGUCGCAUGGGUUUUGAGAACAUGCUUAUCCAGAGGACCCACUACGAAGUAAAGAAGGAACUCGCACUGAAUAAAAAUUUGGAAUACGUAUGGCGACAGAGCUGGGAUGCUGAAGAAACAACUGAUAUUUUUGUGCACAUGAUGCCCUUUUAUUCCUAUGAUGUUCCUCAUACCUGUGGGCCAGAGCCUGCUAUUUGUUGUCAGUUUGAUUUUGCCCGGGUACACGGCUUUUAUUAUGAGAUGUGCCCAUGGGGGAAAAACCCGGUGGAGACCAAACAGGACAAUGUGCAUGAAAGGGCCCAAAAGUUACUAGAUCAAUACAGGAAAAAGUCAAUGCUAUACCGGACUAAUACUCUCCUUGUUCCUCUUGGAGAUGAUUUUCGUUAUGUCACUGUUGAUGAGGCAGAGGCUCAGUUUCGGAAUUACCAGAUGUUAUUUGAUUAUAUCAACUCUAAUCCUAUGUUAAAUGCGGAAGCAAAAUUUGGUACUUUGGAAGAUUACUUCCAAACUCUUCGAGAGGAGGCUGAUAGAAUAAAUUAUUCACGUCCUGGAGAGCUUGGCUCUGGUCAAAUUGGAGGUUUUCCAUCUUUAUCUGGAGACUUCUUUACUUAUGCUGAUAGACAACAAGACUACUGGAGUGGCUAUUAUGUUUCUAGGCCAUUCUUCAAGGCUGUUGAUCGGGUACUAGAGCAAACUCUUCGUGCUACUGAAAUGAUGAUGUCUUUGUUACUUGGUUAUUGUCAGAGGGCACAAUGUGAAAAGUUGGCCACAGGAUUUGCUUAUAAGUUGACUGCUGCCAGGAGGAAUUUAGCUCUUUUUCAACACCACGAUGGCGUGACUGGUACUGCUAAGGAUCAUGUUGUUCGUGAUUAUGGACUUCGGAUGCAUACUUCCUUGCAGGAUUUACAGCUUUUUAUGUCUAAAGCUAUUGAAGUACUGCUUGGUAUUCGCCAUGAAAAAUCUGAUCAUAAUCCAUCCCAGUUUGAGGCAGAGCAGGUGAGAUCUAAAUAUGAUGUUCAGCCACUGCAUAAAGCAAUCAGUGCUUCUGAAGGAACCUGGCAGUCAGUUAUCCUUUUUAACCCUUCGGAGCAAACAAGGGAAGAGGUUGUGAUGGUUAUUGCCAAUGGGCCAGAUGUUACUGUUCUGGAGUCUAACUGGACUUGUGUUCCAAGCCAAGUUUCUCCUGAACUGCAGCAUGAUAAAAGCAAGAUAUUUACUGGGAGGCAUCGUGUUCACUGGAAAGCUUCUGUUCCUGCCAUGGGGUUGCAAACAUAUUAUAUUGCUAAUGGUUUUGUGGGAUGUGAAAAGUCCAUACCAGCAAAAUUAAAGUACUUCUCAACGUCUGAUUCGUUUUCAUGUCCCACUCCAUAUGCUUGCUCUAAAUUAGAAGGUGAUGUGGCUGAAAUCCACAAUCAACAUCAAACUCUCACUUUCGAUGUCAAGCUUGGUUUGUUGCAGAAAAUUAGCCAAAACAAUGGCUACGAGAAUGUCGUGGAAGAGGAAAUAGCUAUGUAUAAUAGUCCUGGAAGUGGGGCCUACCUUUUUAAACCUGAUGGUGAUGCUCAGCCAAUUAUUGAGGCAGGUGGGAACAUGCUGAUCUCUGAAGGCCCACUUAUGCAGGAAGUAUACUCUUAUCCCAAAACAAGAUGGGAACAAAGCCCCAUUUCCCAUAGUACCAGAAUUUAUAAUGGAGGCAAUACCAUACAAGAGUUUCUCUCUGAGAAAGAAUAUCAUGUUGAGCUUCUUGGCGAGGAAUUUGAUGACCAGGAGAUUAUAGUUAGAUAUAAGACAGAUUUUGAUAAUAAAAGGAUCUUUUAUUCUGAUUUAAAUGGCUUGCAGAUGAGCCGCAGAGAAGCUUAUAAUAAGAUCCCAUUGCAAGGGAAUUACUAUCCUAUGCCAUCUCUUGCAUUCAUGCAAGGAUCCAAUGGCCAGAGGUUUUCUGUGCAUUCUAGACAAUCAUUGGGCGUGGCUAGCCUUAAAGAGGGAUGGUUAGAGAUUAUGCUUGACCGCCGGUUGGUAAGGGAUGAUGGACGUGGCCUUGGGCAAGGAGUGAUGGAUAACCGUCCAAUGAAUGUGAUCUUUCACAUCCUUGUGGAGUCUAACAUUUCUUCCACUUCAAAUCAUGUUUCCAAUCCUCAUCCACUGAGUCCCUCUCUCCUUUCUCAUCGUGUUGGAGCUCACUUGAACUACCCUUUACAUGCAUUUGUUGCGAAGAACACCCAAGAGUUAUCUACACAGCCACCUGCAAGAUCCUUCUCCCCUUUAGCUGCUCCAUUACCCUGUGAUUUGCACAUAGUGAAUUUUAAAGUUCCCCGGCCAUCAAAAUAUUCUCAGCUGCAGAUUGAAGAUUCUAAGUUUGUUCUAAUCUUACAAAGGCGACAUUGGGAUACUUCAUAUUGUCGGAAAGGCAGAUCACAAUGCACUAGUUUUGCAAAUGAGUCGAUAAAUCUUUUCAACAUGUUCAAGGGGCUUGCAGUAUUGAAUGCAAAAGCAACGUCUUUGAAUCUUCUUCACGAAGAUACGGAGAUGCUUGGGUACUCUGAGCAGGUUAACGAUGUAGCUCAAGAUGGGCAUGUAUUCAUCUCGCCUAUGGAAAUACAAGCAUACAAGUUGGAGUUGCGGCCGCACCAGUAAAAACCAAAUAUUAGUUUGCUUGUAUCUUUGUGGAUGAAGAUUUUCUGAGCAGCAGAAAGCAUGGAUUUUUCUUAUCCCUUCUGUCAUCUGUCAUUUGCCAACAUAACCAAAGCUUCUCAGGAUUCAAGAGUAAUUUAGCUGCAUCUAUGAAAUAUCUGACCAAGUGAAGGGCAUAGCAGAGGCUGAUACUGUAUCGCUGGAAGGCUACAUUAUUAAGUUAUGAGAAGGUUUCAGCACACAUUUUUAGAUUUUGUGUAAACAUUCUGUUGGUACACAGAUGGAAAAUUUUGAAUGAGACAUUAUUUUAUCGCGGGGAAACUGUUUGUUUUCCUGGCAGAACCAUAGAUUAACCUUGAUGAUAUUUGAAUUUUGCUGUGGUUAUGUGGGUAUUGUAAUAUAUACUGCUUCUGGGAUAAUAAUUUCGGGAUGAAGAAAUAUAUUUGUAGAGUAAUGUGAAGUGAUUAGGCAUUAACAGUAAUAUCAGCAGUUUCCUUUUGUUUUUUUGUCUCAA
Molecule: messenger RNA, 4117 nt
Organism: Jatropha curcas
Lineage: Eukaryota; Viridiplantae; Streptophyta; Magnoliopsida; Malpighiales; Euphorbiaceae
Gene: GMII
Product: golgi alpha-mannosidase II
Biological process (GO): mannose metabolic process; N-glycan processing; protein deglycosylation
Cellular component (GO): Golgi membrane
Molecular function (GO): alpha-mannosidase activity; carbohydrate binding
Source: RefSeq, a predicted model, not a curated record